CGAUCGUAACAAAGCCAAAGUGAAAGCAGCGGAGAUCAUUUCACAUGUUGACGAUUACAACUAUUCUUGAAGUAAUGUCUACCUCAGCUAACUUGCCAGAAGCCGAACAUUCCGGGUUGUUGAAGUUUCUCUCUGCUGCGUUCUACGCCGUCAGUUCAUUCUUGAUCAUUGUUGUUAACAAAACGAUUCUCACAAACUACAGAUUUCCCUCGUACAUGUUUCUAGGAAUUGGACAGAUGGCCACUACAAUCAUCAUUCUCUAUGCUGCUAAAAUUAACCAAACAGUUCACUUUCAAGACUUUGACAGGAGCAUUUUCAUCAAAAUCUUCCCUCUACCUCUGCUGUAUGUUGGAAACCACAUAACAGGACUGGCGGGUACAAAGAAGUUAAGUUUACCCAUGUUCACAGUCUUAAGGAAGUUCACCAUAUUGAUGACAAUGAUCAUGGAAGCAAGGAUAUUGAAAAAACAAAUCCCUAGUCGUCUGAUCUACAGUGUUUUGGCCAUCGUUUUUGGAGCAUUGGUGGCAGCAAGCUCUGACUUGGCCUUUGAUGCCGAGGGCUACACAUUCAUUCUGCUUAAUGAUGUCUUCACUGCUGCCAGUGGUGUGUACACCAAGAAGAAACUGGGAACUGAGGGUCUUGGAAAAUAUGGGAUCUUAUUUUACAAUGCAUUCAUCAUUUUCAUUCCAACUCUUUUGGCUAGUGCUUUCACUGGUGAUUUACACAAGGCCAUUACAUAUGAACACUGGUUGAACACCCCCUUUGUUUCUUGCUUCCUCAUGUCCUGCAUCAUGGGGUUUGUGCUGAUGUAUUCCAUAGUGCUGUGUAGCCACUACAACUCAGCACUCACCACCACAGUGGUGGGAGCAAUUAAGAAUGUUGCUGUGGCCUACAUCGGUAUGUUUUUAGGUGGAGAUUACCUCUUUUCAUGGACAAACUUCCUGGGCUUGAAUAUUUGUAUAUCAGGGGGACUUGUGUAUUCCUACCUGACGUUCCACAGCAGCAGCAAACCAUCCCAAUGCAAUGGAAGCAGAAUCCAGAAAAAACAGGAUCAGCUGAAGAUUCCCAUUAUGGAAGAUUCCACAGACGGACUCCUUGUAAAAUAAGUUAUCUUUAUUUAACCUUUUAUUUUAUCAGGGUCCCAUUGAGACCAAGGCCUCUUUUUGAAGGGAGCUCUGCGUGAACACAAUUUGUAAGUGAAUACACCUGCGAUACAACUGGUCAUGAUGCCAUAGUUUAUUUUCUGUACUGUAAGCAAAACCCUUUGUAACUGCUCCAUAUUGUAGCAGGUGUUCUUACAUUUUAUGUUUUAAUGUAACUUUAUGAAAAAUUAUGAUCAUACUUUUGACAAUGUUUAUUAUUUGUGUUGCAAGUUGAAACCUGUAAUUUUAAUUGUGUUGUCAAGACAAGUGGUGUUAUACUAUACAUACAUACAUACAUACAUACAUACAUACUAGUACAUGUGUAAAUAGCAAUGGCCACUAGUGGUUACUAAGCAACCCGUGAAACCAAUGUGUGUACUGAGAGACAUACUGUAGUGUAUUGAGCUGUAUGUUCAAGGACAACUGAACUGCAGUGUAGUGAUGAUGAAGCUCUUACCAACCAUUAGCAUAGCAAUAAACUAGAAGGAAUGAACCUGGAUCAUGA
This is a messenger RNA of Oncorhynchus nerka (sockeye salmon), 1647 nucleotides long. RefSeq names its product nucleotide sugar transporter SLC35D2-like. The record is from RefSeq and is a predicted model, not a curated record. Gene Ontology annotation, cellular component: Golgi apparatus. The transcript has 12 exons. Gene Ontology annotation, molecular function: antiporter activity; UDP-N-acetylgalactosamine transmembrane transporter activity; UDP-glucuronate transmembrane transporter activity. The coding region runs from base 45 to 1106 and encodes 353 amino acids. Lineage: Eukaryota; Metazoa; Chordata; Actinopteri; Salmoniformes; Salmonidae.